Molecule: messenger RNA, 1386 nt
Organism: Solanum tuberosum (potato)
Lineage: Eukaryota; Viridiplantae; Streptophyta; Magnoliopsida; Solanales; Solanaceae
Product: putative late blight resistance protein homolog R1A-3
Exons: 1
Coding region: 1-1386 (461 amino acids)
Source: RefSeq, a predicted model, not a curated record
AUGGGUGGUUUCCCAGAGGAUUAUCAAGUUGAGACUUGGAGAUUGAUUCAAUUAUGGAUCGCAGAAGGUUUUAUAAGGAGGCCUGGAAGUGAUAAAAGUUUGAGUGAAGUGGCAGAAGAUUAUCUGGAGGAUCCUAUCAGCAGGAAUUUGAUAAUGGUUAGAAAAAAGAGAUUCAAUGGUGAGAUAAAAGCAUGUGGAAUGCAUGAUCUACUGCAUGAAUUCUGUUUGACUGAAGUUGAACUGACAAAGUUUAUGUAUGUUGAGACAACCAACAUAGUCUCGACUGUUUCUGCACAGAAGCAUUUCAGUUUUCAAAAAAAACGCGGCUAUUCAGCUAUUGAUCAUUGCAAUCUAUUACCAUCAAAUGCCAGAUCUAUCUACUUAUUUCCUGACUUUAUGUUCAGAGUAAACCUUGAAGCUUUCUCCCAUUUCAAGCUUCUCAGGGUAUUGGCCGUAUUCCAUGGAUAUAAAAGUUUUCGUUCAUUUCCACUUGUAAUUACAAAAUUAUUUCAUCUGAGGUAUCUCCAAGUUCGAUGUAUUGGCAAUCUUCCUGCAUCAAUUGCAGAGCUUCAGAAUUUGCAAACUCUAAUAUAUGGGACACAAUAUGGUUAUACAACUUUACCAGAGAAGAUAUGGAUGAUGAAGAACUUGAGGUGUAUACAUAUGGGGGAAGCCAGCUAUUUACCUAGUCCUGGAAGAAAAAGUAUCCUAAAUAAGCAUCUUGUGAUAGGGAUGCCAAAUGUAGAGGAACUUUCUAAUCUCUCUUUCCCCAGUUGUACAAAUGAAGUCUUUUCUAACAUUCCCAAUGUAAAGAGAUUGAUCAUCCAAAAUACACCUUUAUUGACAACCUUAGAUAGGGCCAAUCGCCUCAUUGAUAUGUCCAGCUUAACAAAACUCGAAGCAUUGAAGUGUGUCACCUACUGUUUUUGGUCUGGGCGGAAACUGAUCUCCAUCAAACAGUCUUUCCCAAUAUCACUUAAGAAGCUGACUUUAGCUGGCUGGUUUUCAUUUCCUUGGAAAGAUAUGUCAACUCUUGUGAUGUUGCCAAAUCUUGAAGAGCUCAAACUUAAAGAUAAUGCAGCCGAUGGUGAUGUAUGGAGAUUAAGUGAUGAAGACAAAUUCCAAAGCCUAAAGUUUUUGUUAUUUCGCGACAUAAAUCUUAAGCAUUGGGAAGCUAGCAGUGAUAACUUCCCAUAUCUAAAACGCCUUGUUCUGAAGAAAUGCAAAAAACUUAAGGAAAUUCCAAUAGAUUUUGGAGAAAUUUGUAGUUUGGAGUCAAUUGAAUUACAUAAUUGCAGCACUCUUGCUGAGGAAUCUGCAAGAAAGAUUGAACAAGAACAAGAGGACAUGGGAAACAAUUGCCUUAAGGUCUACAUCAAUAUAUAG